This is a messenger RNA of Bipolaris zeicola 26-R-13, 903 nucleotides long. RefSeq lists its product as uncharacterized. The transcript is spliced from 3 exons. Bases 1 to 903 code for a protein of 300 amino acids. The record is from RefSeq and is a predicted model, not a curated record. Lineage: Eukaryota; Fungi; Ascomycota; Dothideomycetes; Pleosporales; Pleosporaceae.
AUGUUUGCAGGUCAAUCUGCUCAGCAUCAGAAUAUUAGUCAUGAGAUAAUCGAACAGCGAGCGAAGUUAUGCCGAGAUGCGCUAUUCGUUUCCGAGCCUGAAGUCGACCGUCUGGAACUCGUCACUAAUAAAGGUACCAGGGUCACUGGGACCUGUGAGUGGAUCAAGAACAAUGGAGGGUAUCGAUCUUGGAACCAAGGGGAAACACCUCUGCUCUGGGUCACAGGAGGACCGGGAAAAGGCAAAACCAUGCUCUCAAUCUUUCUGACAGAGGAUCUUGAACAAGAACUAUCAAAAUACAACGCAGGACAACUCGUCUACUAUUUCUGCAUUCACAAAAAGCGGGACAAGGGCACAGAUCUAUUGAGAAGCCUUUUGUAUCAAAUCAUAGACAAACGGCCAGAGCUUGCUAAACACGCCUUCACAUACCUCGAGACGCCUGAGCGAAGAGCUCAUACUUUGUCAUCCUUGCCAUCCCUUUGGAUUAUUCUUCAAAAUAUCAUUGCUGACGCGACACUGGGCGAUCUGUUUUGCAUAGUGGACGGGCUUGAUGAGUGUGAUGAGGACACGCGAAGAUUUCUUAUCCCGAGAUUCGUCGACCAGCUUGAACCUCAAUCCUCACCAAAUCAGCCUGAGAGUCUUUUUAGGCUCAUCAUCGUAAGCCGGGACCUAGAAGGGCUAGAGGGUUGUGAAAAAAUCGAUCUUGACGAAGACCAUGUUAGCAAUGAUGGUGGUGAUAUCGAACUUUUUGUUUGCGAAAAAGUGAAAGAGCUUUUCCAGAGGAAGAAAUUAGACGUUGUUUUCCAGCCAACAGUACGGGAAGCCCUGAUUUCGGGAGCUAAUGGCACGUUUCUAUGGGUAGGCUUUGUCAUCAACGAGCUACUGAAGAUCUGUUCUUCUUAG